Molecule: messenger RNA, 972 nt
Organism: Aspergillus mulundensis
Lineage: Eukaryota; Fungi; Ascomycota; Eurotiomycetes; Eurotiales; Aspergillaceae
Exons: 2
Coding region: 1-972 (323 amino acids)
Biological process (GO): intracellular signal transduction; protein phosphorylation
Molecular function (GO): ATP binding; protein serine/threonine kinase activity
Source: RefSeq, a predicted model, not a curated record
AUGGAAUCCCUUCGUUCUUUCCCUGCCUCAUUAGCUCUUGCAUUCAACUCUUCCUGGAGGGCUCUGGGCGCGUUACCCCUGCCUUUCAAAGGGGCGGCCUCCUUCCUGAAAUCGUCUUUUAUCGGCCGACAAUCUGUAGAGGAUUUGCCUCGCAACGAGGAUCUACCCAUCCACCCCCCGCAUGUUGAAGUCAUCCGGACCCGUCGCUAUCUCCCUCCUCAAGUGACAAGAAUUAUUACCCGUGGAGGUGGAAAUUUCAUCGGCUUUGUAGAUGACACAACCGUUCUCAAAUAUCCUUGUGUCGCCGGCGAUAUGGGGAGUAUCCAAGUUGAAGCACAGAUCCUGGACGCCGUGGGGAAGCAUCCUCGCAUCAUUGAAUCUCGCGGAUUGACUGAAUAUGGACUUCUUCUGGCGUAUGCACGCAAUGGAAGCCUUUACGAUUAUAUUUCCUUGUCUCCCUCAAUACUCCUAUCGCAGAAACUACACUGGUGUAGGCAAGCCGCCGAAGCCGUGGAGUACAUCCAUACAAGGAACGUUAUCCACUGCGACAUCAACCUCCGGAACCUUCUGCUUGACGAUAACCUGAACCUUGUUCUUACAGACUUUCAGGGAAUGCUCAAGGAUGCGGAUGGCAAAACACUACUGGACGGGUUUUCCCGGGAAUGCUCGAAAUCAUUUGCCCCCAGGUCAGACGGGGAUCAUGCAGACCGCAAAACGGAUCUCUUUGCGCUUGGCUCGGCAAUCUAUUUCAUUAUGAUGGGCCAUGAAGUCUUUCCCGACUUAACAAACCAUGAUGAUGACGAUGAUGAAAUUGAAGCUCGAUUCCGGAACGGACUAUUUCCUGCAGAUGACCAUCCAUGCGCUCAAAUCACACAGAGAUGCUGGAAACAACAGUACGAGUCUGCCAAUGAUCUGCUUUUUGACUUGAAGCAGGUUCAGCUGUCUGCUUCGAAUGAAUGGAUCCCCUUUUGA